Molecule: messenger RNA, 11789 nt
Organism: Trichosurus vulpecula (common brushtail)
Lineage: Eukaryota; Metazoa; Chordata; Mammalia; Diprotodontia; Phalangeridae
Gene: LAMA5
Product: laminin subunit alpha 5
Exons: 81
Coding region: 1-10830 (3609 amino acids)
Biological process (GO): axon guidance; regulation of embryonic development; regulation of cell adhesion
Cellular component (GO): basement membrane
Molecular function (GO): signaling receptor binding
Source: RefSeq, a predicted model, not a curated record
AUGGAUGCAUUGGGACAUGCCCAGAAACUGCUUUUUCACGUGGCCUAUGUCCUCAUCAAAUUUGCCAACUCCCCGAGGCCGGACCUCUGGGUACUUGAGAGAUCCACAGACUUUGGACUCACCUACCAACCUUGGCAGUACUUUGCCUCAAUGACAAAGCGGGCAUGGGAGAUGCCAGAGUGCUGCUGCUACACAUCUCAGCCCCAGCAGCCCACGAUGCCUGCAUCCAAGAGGGACUGCAUUGAGAAGUUUGGACUUCAGACACUAGAGCGAAUCACCAGGGAUGAUGAUGUCAUCUGUACCACUGAAUACUCUCGCAUUGUACCUCUGGAAAAUGGGGAGAUUGUGGUAUCUCUGGUGAAUGGGCGUCCAGGGGCCAUGAAUUUUUCAUACUCCCCACUCCUUCGGAAUUUCACCAAGGCCACUAACAUCCGCCUUCGUUUUCUACGCACCAAUACUCUUCUUGGCCACCUAAUGGGGAAGGCGCUACGAGACCCCACUGUCACUCGCCGGUAUUACUACAGCAUCAAGGAUAUCAGCAUUGGGGGUCGCUGUGUCUGCAAUGGUCACGCAGAUGUCUGUGAUGCCAAAGAUCCCACAAACCCCUACAGGCUCCAAUGUGCCUGUCAGCACAACACCUGUGGUGGUGCCUGUGACCGCUGCUGUCCUGGCUUUAACCAACUGCCCUGGAAACCUGCCACGAUGGACAGUGCUAAUGAGUGUCAGUCCUGUAACUGUCAUGGGCAUGCACAUGACUGUUACUAUGAUCCAGAAGUGGAUCGGCACAAAGCUAGUAAGAACCGGGACAACGUCUACGAAGGUGGAGGUGUCUGUAUUGACUGCCAGCACCACACAACUGGCAUCAACUGUGAGCGCUGUAUCCCUGGUUAUUAUCGGUCACCUGAGCAUCCCAUUGACUCCCCCUAUGUCUGCUACCGUUGCAAUUGUGAGUCAGACUUCACAGAUGGGACAUGUGAGGACCUGACUGGUCGUUGCUACUGCAAACCCAACUACACAGGGGAGCGAUGUGAUGCAUGUGCCAAAGGCUUCACAGAUUUCCCCCACUGCUAUCCUGUGCCCUCAUUCUCCCACAAUGACACUGGGGCACAGGUGCUUCCAGCUGGACAGAUUGUGAACUGUGACUGCAGCGCAGCUGGGACCUUGGGAAAUGCCUGCCGGAAAGACCCAUACAUUGGCCAAUGCGUGUGCAAACCCAACUUCCAGGGUGUACACUGUGAGCAGUGUGCCCCAGGCUACUAUGGGCCAGGCUGCCUGCCCUGCCAGUGCUCCGGGCCUGGCCAGACUGGUAGCAAUUGUGACAAUGAGACGGGGCAGUGUGUGUGCCGCACUGGCUUCGAGGGCCCUGCCUGUGACCGCUGUGCCCCUGGCUACUUCAGCUAUCCGCUCUGCCAAUUAUGUGGCUGUAGCCCUAUAGGAACCCUGCCUGAGGGCUGUGAUGAGUCUGGGAGAUGCUUCUGCCGUCCCGAGUUUGAUGGGCUGCACUGUGACCGCUGCCAAGCUGGCUACCACUCCUACCCCCAGUGUCAAGUUUGUUCCUGUGACCCACGAGGCUCGCUGGACCAAUUAUGCAGUGGGGCUGGAAUGUGUCACUGUCGGGCUGGCUAUGCCGGGUCUACCUGCCAGGAAUGUGCCCCUGGCUAUUUUGGAUUCCCCAACUGUAUCCCUUGUCACUGCUCUGAGGCUGGGUCCCUCCACAUCAGCUGUGACCCUGAGACUGGGCAGUGCAGCUGCCGACCACGAGUGACCGGUCUGCACUGUGACGCAUGUGUGCCCGGGACCUACGGGUUCCCCCGCUGUGAAGUUGGCUCCUGUGAUCCAGCUGGCCAGGCCUCAGCCACCUCCUCUCUCUCUGAGUGCAGGAUCCUCCCUGGACAGCUGUUUGCCGAUUCUUAUAAUGGAGAAGGGGAGCACUACCUUCUCAAUGGUGGUUCAUCAGAACUCUGGGGUUCCUGUGAGUGCCGGGCUCAUGUGGAGGGUCCAAGAUGUGAUAGGUGCAAGCCUCUCUAUUGGAACCUGAGCCCAGCUAAUCCCUACGGCUGCAGAAGCUGUAGCUGUGACCCUCGGGGUACCAUCAAUGGAGUGGCUGAAUGUCAACAGGGCAGCGGACAGUGUUUCUGCAAACCCAACGUCUGUGGGCAGAUGUGUACCUCCUGCAAGGAUGGCUACUUCAGACUAGACCAUGCAGAUUACUUCGGCUGUCAGACCUGUCAAUGUGAUAUUGGGGGAGCCCUGGCCCAGGGCUGUGAGCCACAGACGGGGACCUGUCAAUGCCGGCCCAACACACAGGGGUCCACGUGCAGUGAGCCUGCAAGAGACCAUUAUCUCCCAGACUUGCACCACAUCAGGUUUGAGCUAGAGGAGGGAUCCACACCUGAUGGCCGGCCUGUGCGUUUUGGCUAUAACCCCUUGGAGUUUGAGAAUUUCAGCUGGAGGGGCUACGCACAGAUGACCCCUGUUCAGCCCAAAGUAGUGGUGAAACUCAAUGUUACAUCACCUGAUCUGUUCCAUCUUGUUUUCCGCUAUGUCAACCGGGGUUCCACGAGUGUGAAUGGGAAGGUUUCAGUCCUUGAGGAAGGGAAGUUUAACACCUGCAGCAACUGCACAGAGCAGACCCGUCAGGUCAUAUUUGCACCCAGCACAGAGCCCGUGUUUCUUACUGUGCCCCAGAACAGCUACGGGGAACCCUUUGUCCUGAACCCCAGUAUCUGGUCCCUGGUUAUUGAGGCUGAAGGUGUCCUACUGGAUUAUGUGGUCCUGCUUCCCAGUGCAUACUAUGAAGCCCCCAUACUGCAGGUGAAGGUGACUGAGGCCUGUACCUACAACCCCAAACCUGAGCAAGUCAGGAAUAACUGCCUCUUGUACACCUACCUCCCACUAGAUGGCUUCCCCUUUGCAAGCGGGACUGAUGCCAUAUGCCGCCUGGACAAUAGUCUACCCAAGGCUUGCCAGAUGGAACAGCCUAGUUCCUCUCACCCACCGCUGGCCACUUGCUGGGGCAAUGAUGUGGAUGUCCAAGUGCAAAUUGUCGUGCCCCAGCCUGGCCAGUAUGCACUUGUAGUGGAGUAUGCCAAUGAGGAUGACCUUCAGAGUGUGAGUGUGGCUGUGCACACGCCCCAGUGGACCCCACAGCAAGGACUGCUCACUCUCUACCCCUGCCAGUACAGCUUCUUGUGCCGAGGUACUGUCUUAGAUUCCCAGAAUCGCCUCGAAGCUUUUGAGCUCACUGGUGAGGCUAACAUUCGGCUCACAGCAGAACAAGCAAGGUUCUUACUGUACCGCAUCUACCUGGUCCCCAUGAGCAAGUUCACCACAGAGUUUGUGGAACCCAGAGUUCAUUGCAUCAGUAGUCAUGGGUCCUUUGGACUGAGCAGUGGUUCCUGCAUCCCUUCACGCUUCCAGAAGCUAUCCCAGCCCAUCGUACUAACAGAGUGUAAGGUCCUGCCUGUGCCCCCCGACUUCCCAUUGAGCCACAUGCACACUGUCACUCCUGCUGGACCCCCAGUGAGUUCUCAGCCUCGCCCUCCAACAGCUGCAGAUCCCACCAGUGAUCCCACCCUCCUGCAGUCCCCCCAGAGCACUGUCGUGUUUAGCACUCACAUCCAGACACUAGGGAGAUAUGCCUUCCUGCUCCAUGGCUACCAACCCAACCACCCUACUUUCCCUGUGGAGGUAGUCAUCAAUGGUGGCCGGAUCUGGCAUGGUCAGGCCAAUGCCACCUUCUGCCCCCAUGCUUAUGGUUGCCGCAGCCUGGUCGUGUGCGAGGGUCAGAUCGUCCUGGAUGUGACAGACAAUGAGCUGACUGUGACUGUCCGUGUGCCUGAGGGUCAGCAGCUCUGGCUGGACUAUGUGCUGGUUGUCCCUGAGGAUGGCUAUAGUUCCAACUACCUCCGAGAGGAGCCUCUAGACAAAUCCUAUGACUUCAUCAGUCUCUGUGCAGCCAAUGGCUUUUACAUCAGCCCCACCAGCUCACCUCCAUUCUGCCAGAAUGCUGCCAUCUCCCUUUCCCUCUUCUACAACAAUGGGGCCCAGCCCUGCCACUGCCACGAAGUGGGAGCCAUGAGCCCUACCUGUGAACCCUUUGGGGGCCAGUGCCCCUGCCGAGCCCACGUCAUCGGCCGGGACUGCUCCCGCUGUGCCACUGGUUACUGGGGCUUCCCGAAUUGCAGACCCUGUGACUGUGGCACCCGCCUCUGUGAUGAAGGCACUGGCCAGUGCAUCUGCCCACCCCGUACCAUCCCACCAGACUGUGUGGUCUGCCAGGCUCAAACAUUUGGCUGCCACCCCCUGGUGGGUUGCGAAGAUUGUAACUGUUCUCGCCCUGGUGUCAAGGAUCUCACAGACCCUGGCUGUGACUUGGACAGCGGGCAGUGCAAGUGCAAACCCAAUAUUGUCGGCCGCCGCUGUGACGCUUGUGCUCCUGGCUUCUACGGCUAUCCCAGCUGCCGGCAAUGCCAGUGCCACGAAGCAGGCACAGUGGCUGGAGUAUGUGACCCUGUAACUGGCCAGUGCCAUUGUAAGGACAAUGUAGAGGGUAUGCGCUGUGACCAGUGCCGUCUGGGCACCUUCUCCCUGGAUGCUUCAAACCCCAAGGGCUGCACUCGCUGCUUUUGCUUUGGGGCCACUGACCGGUGCCGGAGCUCCCAGCAAGUCCGUGGAGAGUUCAUAGACAUGCAAGGGUGGGUGCUGCUGAGUGGUGAGCGUCAGGAGGUGCCGACCUCACUUCGUGUGGAUGCUGGGCUGGUCCAUGCUGAUCUACGGAAUGUCCCAGAAGCAUUUCAAGACCUUUACUGGCAGGCACCUGCCUCCUACCUGGGGGACCGGGUGUCAUCUUACGGUGGGAGCCUGCACUAUGAGCUGCACUCAGAGACCCAGCGUGGGGAUGUCUUUGUCCCUACAGAGAGCCGGCCAGAUGUGAUCCUGAAGGGAAACCAGAUGAGUAUCACUUUCCUAGAGAGUUCCUACCCAGCUCCUGGGGACAUUCAUCAAGGGAAGGUGGAUCUGGUGGAGGGCAAUUUCCGUCACACAGCAACUCACAACCCAGUCUCCCGGGAGGAGCUAAUGAUGGUGCUGGCUGGUCUGGAGCAGCUGCAGAUUCGUGCCCUCUUCUCCCAGAUCUCCUCAGCUGUCUCCCUUCAGAGGGUGGUGCUAGAGGUGGUGACAGAUGCCCCUGGGGGAACCCAGGCCAGCAAUGUCGAGGUCUGCAUGUGUCCUGCCAACUACCGUGGGGACUCGUGCCAGGAAUGUGCUCCUGGCUAUUACCGAGACACCAAGGGCCACUUCCUGGGCAAAUGCAUUCCAUGCCACUGCAAUGGGCACUCAGACCAAUGCCUCCCAGGCUCAGGCAUCUGCGUGGGUUGCCAACACAACACUGAGGGUGACCACUGUGAACGAUGCAAGGGUGGCUUCGUGAGCAAUGCAACCCAAGACCAAUCAUCUUCCCUCUGCAUCAGCUGCCCCUGCCCUCUCUCUGUGCCUUCCAACAACUUUGCCGUUGGAUGUGUCCAUAAAGGUGGGGCCACCCAGUGUCUCUGCCAGCCUGGGUAUGCUGGAGCUUCUUGUGAGCGGUGUGCUCCUGGAUACUAUGGCAACCCCCUGGUGAUUGGCAGCUCCUGCCAGCCUUGUGACUGCAGUGGGAAUGGUGACCCUAACAUGCUGUUCAGUCACUGUGAUCCACUGACUGGGGCAUGCUUGGGCUGCAUGUACCAUACAGCAGGUCCCCACUGCGAGAGCUGUGCUCCUGGUUACUAUGGCAAUGCUUUGCUCCCCAGGAACUGUACAAAGUGUGACUGCUCACCCUGUGGGACCGAGGUGUGUGAUGCUCGGACUGGGCGGUGUCUGUGCAAAGCUGGGGUGACUGGUCAGCAUUGUGAUCGCUGUCAGGAUGGACACUAUGGCUUUGACAGUUGUGAAGGCUGCCGGCCCUGUAACUGUGGUCUGGCUGCAAUUGGGUCCAGCUGCCACUCUCAGAGUGGACAGUGCCAUUGCCAGACAGGGGUCAGUGGAGCACAGUGCCAGCAGUGUGCCCCUGGCUACUGGGGGUUCAGUGAACAUGGCUGUACCCGCUGUCAUUGUCAAGGAGGUCACUGUGAUCCCCGCACAGGCGAGUGCACCUGCCCCCCUGGAUUAAGCGGUAAACAGUGUGAUUCCUGCAGCCACCAGCAUCAAGUACCUGUGACCCAUGGCCCUGGUGGUGUCCACUGUGAAGUGUGUGACAGCUGUGUGGUGCUGCUGCUAGAUGACCUGGAACGGAUAGAGUCACUCUUCCCCACCAUCCGCCAGCAGCUCACUAGCCUCAAUGCCAGCUCUGUGGCCUGGGCCCGAUUGCAUGGAAUCAACAGCUCCAUUGCUGCCCUAGUGAAUCAGCUUCGAGGUCCACUGGGGUCUCGGGAACCAACAAGACAGAGACUAGACGAGCUGGAACGUCAAAGUGGAGUGCUGGAGGAAGAAGCUAACAUGCUUCAGAGCAAGGUGGCAGAUGCUCGAGCCCAGGCAGGUCAGCUACAGGAGAGUUCUGGGGACACCCUACAGCGGGCAGAGACCUUGCUACGGAGCAUCCAGAAUGUGGAACGUGCUCUAGGGGAGUUGAUAUCUCAGAUGGACAGACUCUCCCCAUCUAAUGCCAGCACAGCCUCUGGUGAAGAGUUCCUUCAGACUCUGGGGGAGGUGGAGCGGAUGCUACAAGAGAUGCGGGCCAGGGAUUUCGGAGGGCCACGAGCUGUGGCUGAAGGGGAGCUGGGAGAGGCACAGAGAUUACUGAACCAAGUGCAGAGUCAAUUAACCAGCCGGUGGGAAGAAAGCCAGACCUUGGCAUCGAGUAUCCGGGAGCGGUUGGCUCAGCACAGCUCACAACUCAUGGACCUCCGAGAUGCCUUGAAUGAGGCUGUAAAUAAGACGCGUCUCACUGAAGAACUCAACAGUCGGAAUCAGGAACACCUGGAAGAGAGGCUGCAAAAGAAACAGGAGUUGGAGAGGGAGAAUGCGACGCUGAGGGAUACCCUCCGCAUGGCUGAGGAUGCCUUAGCUCAAGUCUCUGAACUUUUGGAGACCAUGGACAGGGCCAAGGAGGAAUAUGAGCGUCUGGCAGCCAACUUGGAUGGUGCCCGGACCCCACUGACAGAGAAGAUGCAGAAAUUCUCUCCUGCAAGCAGUAAGAUUCCUAUUGUAGAGCGGGCUGAGGAACAUGCCCGAGAGCUCGACCAGCUUGCCUACAACCUCUCUAGUAUCAUUCGUGGCACAAACCAGGAUCGGUUCAUUCAGCGAGCAAUUGAAGCCUCUAAUGCUUAUGCCAGCAUCCUUCAGGCUGUGGGGAAGGCUGAGGAGGCUGCUGGCCAAGCGCUACACAAUGCAACCAACACCUGGGAGAUGGUGAUUCAUGGAGGGCUGAGUGCCCGAGCUCGGGAGCUCCGGGAGAAUAGCAGUAUCCUGGAAGAAGCUGUCCGCAGUCAACAGAGGAAAUUGAGUGGAGUCAUUAGAGAAACUUUGCAAGCCUCUCGGACUCAACUGGAAGAAGCCAAAGCUAAGAAGGAUCGGCUAGCAGCCCAGCUGAAGGGUGUGCAGAGCAUGCUAGCCAUGGACAGAGAUGACACAAGUGAGAAGAUUGCCCGUGCCAAGGCAGUGGCCAUAGAAGCCAAUGACACAGCCACACAGGUCGGGGCCACACUGAGGGACAUGCAGAAGAAUCUGCAUCAAUGGCAGGGACAGUAUGGGGACCUGAAGAACCAAGACCUGGCCCAGGCUAUGGAGGAUGCUGGGAAAUCAGUAUCCAGUCUAGAGAAGACCCUGCCUCAAUUGCUGGCCAAACUAAGCCACCUAGAGAACAAGAGAGGCCAGAAUGCCAGUCUGGCCCUCUCCAACAGCAUCUUACGUGUGCGAGAACUCAUUACCCAGGCCCGUAGUGCUGCAAGCAAGGUGAAAGUGCCCAUGAAAUUCAAUGGCCGCUCAGGGGUGCAGCUGCGGCCCCCCCGGGACCUGCAGGAUCUGGCUGCAUACACAGCUCUCAAGUUCUACAUCCAGAGCUCAGAGCCACCGCAGCAGCGGGGCCAGGAUGGCAGCAGCCAAUUUGUCCUCUAUAUGGGCAGUCGUGAGGCCUCUGGGGACUACAUGGGGGUAAUCCUGCAUGAGCACAAGGUGCAGUGGGUUUACCGGCUUGGGGAGGCAGCCCACAGGACCCUGACCAUUGAUGAGGACAUCGGGGAGCAGUUUGCUACCGUCAGCAUUGACAGGAUCCUUCAGUAUGGUCACAUGUCUGUCACGAUGGAGAAGCAGACAGUACAUGAGACCAAGGGACAUAGUGUGUACCCUGGGGACCAGGGUCUACUCAACCUGAGACCCCAAGACUUUGUCUUCUAUGUGGGAGGAUACCCUUCCAACUUCACGCCUCCCAGGCCUCUGCGUUACCCUGGUUACCGGGGCUGCAUUGAGAUGGACACCCUGAAUGAGGAGGUUGUCAGUCUUUACAACUUCCAGAGGACCUUCCAUCUGGACACAGCCUUGGACAAACCCUGUGCCAGAUCUAAGUCCACGGGGGACCCCUGGCUGACAGAUGGUUCCUACCUGGAUGGCACAGGCUUUGCACAUAUCAGCUUUGAGAGUCAGAUCAGCACCACCAAGCGCUUUGAGCAGGAACUGAGACUGGUCUCCUAUACUGGCAUCAUCUUCUUCCUUCAGUACCAGGACCAGUUCCUAUGCCUGGCUGUCCAAGAAGGCCACCUCAUCCUCUACUAUGAUUUCAGCCAUGGGCUGCAGAUUGCCACGCCCCAACAGGAGCUGACACCCCUUACCUCGUCCAACAAAGCGAUCCAGAUUUUCAUCAUGGGUGUGACGGGUCGAAAGCGGGUCCUGGUCCGAGUGGAACGAGUGUCCGUCUUCAGCUUGCUGGAGGAGAAUAUGCUGGAGAAUGCUGACUCCUAUUACCUGGGAGGAGUUCCUCUGGCCCAGCUUCCCCCGAGCCUAAGAUCCUUGUUCCCCACUGGGGGCUCAAUUCGAGGCUGUGUGAAGGGUCUGAAAGCCCUUGGUAAAUAUGUGGACCUGAAGAGACUGAAUACAACAGGCAUCAGCUCAGGAUGUACUUCGGACCUCCUGAUUACACGAUCCAUGACCUUCCAUGGGCAUGGCUACCUGACGUUGGCCCUCAGAGAUGUGCCCCCUAUUACUGGAAACUUCUACACUGGUUUUGGCUUCCGUUCCACACAGGACAGUGGUCUCCUCUACUAUCAUGCCUCACCGGAGGGUAUUUUCCAGGUGUCCCUAAGACAAGGUCGUGUGACGCUCAAGUUCCUUAGGACAGAGGUCAUGACAAGAGGUGCUUAUGCUGAUGGGGUUUCGCACUAUGUUGCAGUCUAUAGUAAUGACACAGGGCUCUGGCUGUAUGUGGACGACCAACUCCAAGGCGUAGAGCACCAAGGGGGCCGGUCUCGUCGUCAGGCUCCAGCCGAGGAUCCUCCUCGCUUCCUCCUUGGGGGGCUGCCUGAGUCUGGUGCCUUCCAAAAUCUGACUGGCUGUAUCAGCAAUGUCUUUGUCCGGCGGGUAUUAGAGGCCCAGCAAGUUGUUGACCUGCAGCAGAAUAUUCAGAAUGUCAACGUGACCACAGGCUGCACUCCCCCAGAUGAACCACUCCAGCUAAGGGCAUCCCCAAGGAAGUUCCGAAGGAAACCCAAGGCUGCUCUCCAUGACCAAGGGAUACCCCCAGACUCUGCUUGCCAGUUCCCCACCCAUCCCAAAACCAUCAGAAAUGCCUACCGAUUUGGGGCUUCUCCUGCUAGCCAUAUGGAGUUUGCUCACAUCCCAUUCUCUUUCCAGGAACGGACCCACUUCUCUAUGGAUGUCCAGCUUCGCUCACCUCGUGGGCUCCUUCUGGCUGUGCCUGCUGUAAAGUCAGGAAGCCCCUUUUUGGUCCUCUACCUCAGUCAUGGCCACUUUGUCCUCCAGGCUGGAGGCCAUGGAAAACCUUUUCGAGUCCACAGCCAUGAGCGAUACAAGCCAGGAGGUUGGCAUACGGUCUUUUUCAGCCGAGAGCAGAAUCGAAUUCAGCUGGUGAUUGAUGGGCUUCGGGCUCAGAGCAGUAAGGGGCCACGUGCCCGCCAGAGAGCAUUGCUGGGCCACGGACCAAUCUAUGUGGGUGGCAUCCCCUCCGGCCACAGCUGGACUCAUCUCCCAGAAGCAGCUGGCGCUGCCUUUAAAGGGUGCAUGAGGAACCUCAAGCUGAAUGGACAGCCUCUGGGGACCCCAACACAGCUCCAUGGGGUGAUACCUUGUUACACUGGGACCCUGGAGAAGGGACUAUUCUUUGCUGCAGAAGGGGGAACUGUAAUGUUAGAUCCCCCUGAGGUUUGGGGGCCGGACCUGGAACUGGUGCUGGAGGCACGUCCCUGGACAGCAGUUGGACUCAUCUUUCACCUAGGGUCAAGGCAGGGACCACCCUAUGUCAGACUUGAAGCAGAUGGGGACAAGGUGCUUGUCAGAGCCAACAAUGGGGCAGGAGAGUUCACCACAUCAGUGACGCGGCCUCCUCUCUGCGAUGGACAGUGGCACCGGAUUGCAGUGAUCAAAGGAAGAAACGUGCUCCAGCUUGAUGUGGAUACAGAAGGCAAUUACACAGUGGGUCCUGCCGUAGUUCCUUCCAUCAUCACCAAAGAACCUCUUUACCUUGGAGGUCUACCGGAGACUUCGAAGCCCAUGGUUCCACCAUCAUCUCUACCUGGUUACUAUGGGUGUAUAAGGAAUCUUGUGGCAAACCGUCGCCCUAUCGACCUGACACGCCCUGGCAUUAUCCAAGGGUCAGUGGGUGCAAGUGGCUGCCCAGUCAUGUAAAUAAAUGGCCCAGACACACAGAUUAAAGUUGCCCUGCUGCAUAUAGCCCCUCUGGCCCCUCUCUCUGGUUAGUAAGUAUUGGCAGACUCUGCACUCCAUUAUCUUUUCAGUAUUUUUCACCCCAAGUGGGGAAAUUUGGAUAAUUGACUUAAGCAUUAGACACUUUACAACUUAUCAUGUAUAAGGAAGUAAAUUUAACAUAUCUUCUGUAAACAAAAAACCAAAAGUGGGGCUACGCAUUUCUGGGCCUGAGAUGGUGCUAAGAAAAGGUGGUACUCCAGUCAUGCUGCUGGUUUGCCCACCAUCCGUAGAAUCUCAAAGCUGGAACGGACCUCUAGAGGGAAUCUAGUCCACCCCAGACCAAAACAUGAAUUCCUUUUCUCCUUCUGCAACAUCCCUGAGACCAUCCAGCUUCUGUUUAAAGAUUCUAGGGAUGGAGAACUCACUACCUCUCGUUCCGUUUUUGAAUAGCUCUACUCCUGAGGAAGAUUUUCCUUACCUUAAGCUUAAAUCUCGCUCCCUGCAACUUUUAGCCACUGAUCCUAGCUCUGCUCACUUGGGCCAAAUUAAAAAAAAAAAAUCUAAUCUCCCUUCCACAUGACAGCCCUUCAGAUACUUGAAGAUUGUGAUCAUGUCUCUGCACCACUAAGUCUUCUCCAAGUUAAACACCUCUCAUUCUCUUAAUUGAGCCCCAUAAGUUGCUUUGAGUCCAUCUAUUUAUUCCCAUUCUAUGCUUCCACCCUCUUCCUUCCUUUCCGGGUCUUAGUCACUGAUUCUUAUGGUUGUAGUACAGUUCCAAUGAUAAAACUUUUCUUCUGUCCACCUAGCUCACUUUGUGCACUUACACAUUUAUAUGUUUUUUUAAUAUACAUAUGCAUAUAUAUAUUUGUGUGUAUAUAUCUAGAUGUAUGGGGGAAUGAAUCUUAUGUCUGGAAAUGAUUUAUAAAUUAUGUUUUUUA